UGCCACUGCAGUGCUGAUUGUGAUUGAACACACACACACAGGCACAUACACACUUGUGCGUUUGGUAGCAUAGCUGGGAAGCAAGGACUGCAGCAGCAUGCAGCAGCCGUGGCUGAGCCAUUCAGGAACUGGAGGAAGGGGAUUUCAGGAGAGAAAAUAGAGUGCCAUCGCAGAUCCGCCUGCGUGUGCAUCUUCGCAGAGGUGGGACCGAUGCAUUUCAAGAGAGGGCGGCUUAUGUUAUCCAGCCUCCUCUGCACUGCCUCUGUAUCCGUUCGCCCUGCUCCUCCCACUGUUACUCUUCUUCCUCCCCUUCUCUACAGCAUCAUUAGACAGGACUACCAAUUGACCAAGACUGGCGAGUGGUUGAUAGUCAGGUUCUGCUCCAGCUGAAGGAUUCUUGCGAGGCUAUGCUACAUCUCCCCCUCCCUGAUGGCUGGAUUGGAACUGACACUCGGCGCUAGAAAAUAACCCUUACCCCAGAAGCAAUCUUGGAUGUGUAUGUUGCUCUUUACCGGUGUUGUCACUGGCACAUUUCCUCUUUUUUGCUGGUUGUUUUUGCCUUCUCUGAUACUGGCUAGCAGACACUGCAGCAUCAGGACCGCAACAUCCAUGAAGCGGUAGAGCAUGAGGACCCAGGGGCGACCCUAAGGAAGGGCUUGAAUUACUUCCAUUGCCACUACUGCUGAGGUGCUUAUCUUGACUUUUUUGCCCUAGAAGAGGGUGUCUGGUUGGGGGCUCGUGUGGUUGGUGACAGCACAGCUGAGAGAUUGGGACAGCAGGUGGAGGAGAAGAUGCUUAUGGCUCGAGACACGGCGCGGGAUGAGGCUCAGAAGCUACACAGGAAGUGGCUGAAGCACCAGGCCUUUAUGACAGAGCUGGCCCGCAAUAAGGAAUGGCUGGCCAAGAUAGAACAGGAGGGUCUUGAGCUGAUCCAGGAGAAGCCGGAGCUGCGCCCCGUUGUGCAGCAGAAGUUGGAGGAGAUUAGGGAGUGCUGGUCUGACCUGGAGAAUGCAACUAAGGCAAAAGCUCGCCAGCUCUUUGAAAACAACAAGCCUGAGCCAGCGGUGAAGAGCUACUCGGACCUCGACAGUCAGCUGUCCCACCUGGAGCAGCAGCCCCCCCAGCUGGAACAAGCACACCACCUACCCACCUUCAAUGAGCAGCUCCAGAAAUUCCAGGCUAUGGAGUCUCAGAUUGGUGACUUUUACAAAGAUGUGGGAGAGCUGGGAGGGCUGCAGGGGCUCAGUCUGCCCCAGCAAGGCCUGAUGGCUGGUGACAAGGAGGCUGCAGAGCAGUCGGGUGAGGUGGAGACCCGAAUUGUCCGCCUAAUCGAGCCCCUGAAGGAGAGACGUCGCAUCCUGCUGGCCUCCAAGGAGAUGCACCAGGUUGCCCAAGAUCUAGAAGAUGAAAUUCUGUGGAUCCAGGAGAGACUUCCUUUGGCCUCCUGUAAGGACUAUGGAAACAACCUCCAGAGUGCGCAGCAGCAUCUUAAAAAGAACCAGACACUCCAAAGGGAGCUGAUGGGGCGGCAGACUCGAAUUGAGGAGGUUUUAGACCGGGCUGGAAUCAUUGCCUCUCUUAGAACUCCUGAGGUGAACUUUGUGCGUGAAGGGGCGGGGCAUGUACGCCAGCUGUGGGAGGUUUUACAGCUGGAGACAGAAAGGCGAUCUGUGUUGCUGGAUGCUGCUCUACAGUCUCAGCAGUACUACAGUGAGGCAGCAAAAGUGGAGUCCUGGCUGUCAGGGCAGAAACUUCACGUUGCCAGUGAAGAAAAAGGCACAGAUGAGGUGAGCACCCUGCAGUUGCUGAAGGCCCACCUGGCUCUAGAACAAACAGUGGAAACCUAUGCAGAGACUGUAGGCAUGCUAUCCCAGCAAUGCCAGCGUUUAUUAGAACUAGGACACCCAGAGAGUGAGCAGAUUACAAAGCAGCAGUCCCACAUAGACCGGCUGUAUGUGUCCCUUAAAGACAUGGUGGAGAACAGGAAGACCAAGCUGGAGCAGCAGUACUGGCUCUAUCAGCUGAACAAGGAGGUGGAGGAGUUGGAGAAGUGGAUCACUGAUCAUGAGGUGGUUGCAACUUCCACCGACCUGGGCCAAGACCUUGAGGAUGUAACGGUGCUUCAGGAGAAGUUCACCAAGUUUGCCUCAGAAACCUUCAGCAUUGGCGAGCAGCGUAUGGAGCAGGUGAACAAAAUGGUUAAUGAGAUGAUUGACUGUGGUCACUCAGAUGCAGCCACCAUUGCUGAGUGGAAGGAUGGUCUGAAUGAGUCAUGGGCUGACCUCCUAGAGCUUAUGGAGACACGCAGGCAGAUGCUGGCAGCAUCACACCAACUGCACAAGUUCUUCACAGACUGCAAAGAGGUCUUGGCUCAGAUAGCAGGGAAGAUGAAGCAGCUGCCAGAGGUGAGGGCGUGCCAGGCCAACAUCACAAAUCCAGCAACCCUGCAGAGACUCAUGCACUCCUUUGAACAUGCCCUUCAACUGCUAGUUGCACAGGUCAGACAACUUCAGGAGAACGCUGCCCAGCUGAGGACCAUUUACGCUGGUGAGAAGGCUGAGGCCAUCAUGGUGAAAGAGCAGGAAAUUAUGGAGGCAUGGAAGGAGCUGCUUAGCUCUUGUGAGGCUAGUCGCAUCCAGGUGACAUCUGUUACUGACAAGGUGCAAUUCUUCUCCGUGGUGCGUGAAAACCUAAUGUGGAUGGAAGGCAUCAUGGGCCAAAUAAGAUGGGAUGAGCCAAGGGAUUUAACAGCUUUGGAAGUGAUGCUAAAACAACACCAGGACAUGAAAACCAAAAUAGACGGACGCAGCAAGACGUUACAACAGUGCACAGACCUUGGCAAGAUUUUGAUAGCUGCAGGCAACCCUGCAUCAGAGGAGAUAAAGGAGAAGUUGGACAGCCUUUUGACGAAGCAGAAGGAUCUUAUAGAAAAAUGGGACAAGCACCAAGAAAAGUUACAGCACAAGCAGGAAAGGUUUCAGUUUGCUCAGGAGACUGUAAAGGCAGAGGCCUGGCUGAAAGCCAAGGAGCCACUGAUCACCUUCAAGCAACAAGGGGUAGAAGAAGCUCAUGCUCAAAGCGAUGAGGUUGAGCAGCUCAUACUUCGCCACGAGGCCUUUCGCAAGGCUGCUGUAACCUGGAAAGAACGCUUCAGCUCUCUUCGCCAGCUUUCUGCAGCUGAAAAGACAAAAGAAGAGGACAAAAAACCAACUCCACUUUCUAGUCGAAGGAUGUUCCCAUUAUCUUGCCUGACUCCUAGUGUUCCAUCAAGUGCUACCUCUUCUUUCUUGAGGCAGACAAUACAGGCUCAUGUAGAGCCCAAACCUUUACAGACUAGUUUAGAUAUGGGUGCCAGCUCAGCAUCACAAAGAUUGUCUACAACAUUAGCUAGCUAUAACCCAGUCAUAAAUGGAUCAAGUUACCAUGGAAUGGACCAGCAGCGCACUGGGAAGAGUGUAAACAUUCCAUACCUAGGAAUGAGCCAACAUGUGGCUGGGGCUGGAAGUGAUUCUGGUUUCUCUGCAUCCCAGAGUGGUGGACCAGACACAUCUAACUACCAUGGGAUAAAUCACCAAACUCCUGGCAGUGCAGAGAGUUCUGGAUAUUAUGGAGUGACCACUGGAUGUGUAGGUGGUAUUCAAAACCAUCUAGGCAGUGGCAAGUUAGGAAAUCCAAUUAACAUAGCCCAGCCAAGCAGUGGAGGGCUGGGGAGCCCUGGCUUUCUGUCGCAACAAAAUACGGGCAGUUCUGGAUAUUUGGCACAACCCCAGAAUUUGGGAAGUUCAGGAUAUUUGGGACAGCAACCAAAUUUGGGAAGCUCUGGCUAUUUGGCACAACAAUCUAAUAUGGGUAGUUCUGGAUAUUUGUCACAUCAGCCUAAUUUGGGGAGCUCUGGGUAUUUAACGCAACAGCCGAACAUAGGGAGCUCUGGGUAUUUGGCUCAACAGCCUAAUAUGGGGAGCUCUGGUUAUCUGGCACAACAGCCUAAUAUGGGAAGCUCUGGUUAUCUGGCACAACAGCCUAAUAUGGGGAGCUCUGGGUAUUUAGCACAGAAUUAUCAGAGCAGUGGUGGUCUAGGAAGCUCAAGCUAUCUAGCACAAAAUAAUUACAGCAGUGGAAGUCUAGGUAGCUCUGGUUUCCUGGCGCAGAGUGGAGGCAUCAUGGACCCUAAAAUGGCAUAUGCAUGGCAGCACCUAAAAGCUGACUUCAUGCAGCCCAGGAUCAAUCACAUACACAAAGCUAUAAACCCUCUCCUGGAAGCCAGCAGACUGCAGCGAGAGCAAUUUGGGGAUAUUCCAAUGGCAGACAUGAUGGGGCCAGAAUCAGGACUGGAGCUUCUUCAUGGUCGCCUCCAAAGAGAUCCCAGAGGCAGUCGCUCUGAUCCUCAAAUGGACCACCUGAGACGAGAGAGAGAAUACAAAUUGGGAAGACAAACCUCCAGUGAACAAGAAAUCCAAGCCAGACUGAAUGAGCUGCCACUUAUUGUACGUCAGGAGCGUUACAGGAGGCGCGUGGAGAGGCAGUCAUCCAGUGAACAAGAGGGAAGCAACAAACAGAGGAUACAGAGACAGGAUUCGAGUGACCUAGAGGGCUCUGUGAAGGAUGGCUCUGACAAACGCUCUGGGGAGAAGAGAUCCACUAUGGCAGAGAUUGUAGAACAAGUUCAGGAAAGAGAGGCAGCGCAUGCACGCGGAGAGCCCUAUCGACCUCCUAGCAGCCUCUCAGCUCCUGUAACUCGUUCUGAUGGACGCCCUCGAGCUCGAGAUCGUCCAAAACCAAGGAGGCGUCCCCGGCCAAAAGAGCCAGAGGGAACUCGACGUUCUCGAUCAGCCCCAGCAACUGGUGCCCCAACAACACCCCAACCACCUUCACACACUGCCCAAAACGAAGGCUUCCUCUACCGUAAAAAGGCCACCAGCAGUGACCUUGAAGCUCAGCAGAGGAGUCCCAACAGCAAAUCCUGGGUCCAAGUGUAUUGUGUGUUGAAAGAGGGACAGCUGACGUUCUAUAAGGAUGCUAGGAACCACAACACAACGUACAAUGGGGAGCCUCCUGUUGAACUCUAUAACUGCUCAUUUGAUCCUUCAUUGGGGUACAAGAAGAAAAAAAAUGUCUUCAUACUGCAAGUGAAUGAUGGAACCAACUUUGUAUUCCAUGCAAGAGAUGAGGAGGACUUGAAGGCUUGGACUUCAAAUAUCACCAACUCCAUAACUGAACAUGAGUCGAUGGCCAAGUGGGACAAACCAGGCCCCUCGACCAUGGACCCCGAUCGCUCAGAAAGGAAGGAGAAGUCAGAGGGGGAUGCAGAUAUCCGGUCAGAAAGGUCUGAGCUGGUGGAGGGGGAGGAGAGGUCAGAGAAAGAGAGGUCAGAGAAGGGCGAGGGCUCUGAGAAGUUAGACACAUCUGAAAUUGCCGAUAAGUUUGAAGGUGGUGCAGGGGGGUCCAGCACAUCUGGAAGAAGCAAAUGAGGAAUCCCUUUGUGUCUUCAUGUAAUUCACUGACAAAUGGGAGGGGUGGACAGAGAGCAUGUUUGCAGACCCUCAGCCACAGAGGCUGAACACACUGAGGCCACGACCACUCAGCUGAUUCUUCUAACUGUGACAGACACAUCCUCAGCCCCUCCCCUUCACCUGGGCAACACAUCAGCGCUUGUAUAGUGCCACCUGCUGGUUGAAAAGGAGGUCGACUGAGAACAACAGACAGUCUUUAACAAGGUGUCCCAGGAUUUUGUCACUGUCACGUUCCAUUGUUGAUCAUUUGGAUUCACAGAAUCUUUCUGUAUGCAUCUUUGAAAUUGUAAUGCUGUGUCUGUCAGGACAAACCUGAGGUGUUGGAUGAAAUGUUUCACAUUAUUAAAAAAGAAAAAACAUUUUUGAAGCAAUACACUUUUUUAUUUUUUCUCUUGGUCAGAGAAUGAAAGAGGGAGCUGAAGCAAAAGUAAUGUGAGAACAACAUGUAAAGUCUAUCGUUUGUCACGUUCACUUGAGCUUGGUCCAGGAGCACCUUAGACAUGUGUAUAGUAUCAUAAAGGCAUUUAUUCCCAUCACAUGGCUAGCUUUGAACCCUGUUAAUAUAAUGGAAUGCUGGUGUUUCCAUCUCACUUCAGUGGAUUCAAUGAAUACACAUUUCUACAAUUUAUUUUGAGUUGUUACAGAUGUCAUUGAAAUUAUUUAUUCAUGAUGUUAAUGUAAAAAAGAGCUUUCUAACAAAUUCCAAUCCAUCAAACUGUGUUGUGUUUGAAGGGACAAUGCUCUAGUUACACUAAGCCAAUGAGAACAAUGCUUUUGUACACGACGAGAACCCAAACAUUGCAUGAAACUGUCUGUUACUGCACCUGUUAAACUUGACUUUAUUUUCCUGACCUUGACAUUAGUUGGGCAGUGUAGGAUGUGCAAUAAUUAAUUGUGAGAACUUCCAUCCUGACUCCUUUAAGUCAAGACAGAAGUUUGACAAAGCAGGGUUGUCAUCUCUUCUUGGUGAGCAUGAGAAGAGAGAGCUGCAACCGCCAGCUCUCCUUUACCUGGAAGACGAUUUACAAUCCAAACAGCCCCUCUGCUGUUUGGAACAUGUUUGUUUUUGUCCACAGAAUGUACUGGCAUCAGCUGUGAAGUGUUCUGUCACCACCAAGUCUGUGGUGCCCUAAAUUGUAAGCCCCUAAAGCCAUCAUCUGUGCCCCCCAUCUAAGGCUAGAACAGAUUGCCUCUCCACCAAAGGCCAGUUACCUGUAAAAUUGUCACCAUUCAAGUGAUGAGUUGUAUAUAGAUACAUUUGUAUGUAUACCAGUAAACCCUGUGCUCUAAUAAAACAACUCUGAACUCUUAACUGAAGUGAGUACAACUUAAACAUUUGUAUUUAAGCCACAAAUAAAACAGUCAUCACUCAAGCAAAUUGACGUUUAUCACAUUUAAUUGAAAAAUAUGCAAAUUAAGAGUCACUGUUACGUAAUAUAGCGUGUAUAUACACCAACACCACUAUCUAUUGAUAUUAAAGCCUUUGACUAGGGAAGAGCAGCAGGACAUACUGUAGGUAUGCUUCUUGUAUUUUUAUAUACCUAUAUUUAUUCAUUUCAGAUUCAGGAAUUGUCCCCGAGCCCUAAUGUAGUCUUGUUGAAAUAGCUGUGUGUCUGUGGCAUGUGUUACAUGUGACCAACAAAAUUAGCCCAAACAGCUCCGUAGGUGUCAGUGUGAUCUCUGAGAGGAACACUGGUCUAGGUACAGCUUCUUAUCAGACGUUUUUACACAUGUGGCUAUGAAUGAACUUUCUGAAUUGUCCUAAAAAUGUUGCUGUUUUGCUUACAACCAAGAAAAUGGAGACGCUGCACAUCCACUGUGCAGCGGUGCAGCCAACAGUCCUUCCGAUUUGGUUGCCAUGGGCCUCUUUUUCAUUUUCCAUCAUUUGAGAUUGCACCUUAAAUGUGUGAUAAAGACUUCUUAACUUGUCUUCCUUUCUCAAAACACCAAAAUGACGUGUGAGCGGUAGCACUGUCUGAAAACCCCAACAGAAGAAUGGUGGCGAAACGCCUGCUGUUACCUGCAGAAGAACGAGAUGCUGGUCUCUCACUGUUCGUUCUUACAUAAGUGCCAUGUUAUCCAGUUUGCUGGAACAGUGCUUCAGUGGAGGAAACCAUUGGUGGUUAUUUACGAUCUGACAAUGAAACCCAUUAUUCAUCAUUUUAAUGGAAUUGGGUGAAACAGUUAUUUCCUGUGACUGUAACUGUCCUGAUUUGUGGCAGAUAUUAGUUCGAUAUCAUCAUGUGCAUUUAACGUGUUUGCCUCUCAUCACUUUUAUGAAACACACAGGGAAUAUUUACAACUAUGUAAGAAUAAAGCAGUCAGUUAGAUAGGCAACUUAAACCGUGACUGGAGAAAAAAUAUUGUGCAGAACCUUUUUCCAUGGUCUUAAAAGUGUGUAUGUCUUUGUUAAUUUACAUUACAACUUGCUGCUAUGACAUUAAAUAAACCUUCAAACUU
Molecule: messenger RNA, 7970 nt
Organism: Nothobranchius furzeri (turquoise killifish)
Lineage: Eukaryota; Metazoa; Chordata; Actinopteri; Cyprinodontiformes; Nothobranchiidae
Gene: sptbn4a
Product: spectrin, beta, non-erythrocytic 4a
Biological process (GO): muscle cell development; actin cytoskeleton organization
Cellular component (GO): cell junction; Z disc; stress fiber
Molecular function (GO): actin filament binding
Source: RefSeq, a predicted model, not a curated record